Molecule: messenger RNA, 2398 nt
Organism: Schistocerca gregaria
Lineage: Eukaryota; Metazoa; Arthropoda; Insecta; Orthoptera; Acrididae
Gene: Vha55
Product: V-type proton ATPase subunit B
Exons: 10
Coding region: 190-1692 (500 amino acids)
Biological process (GO): ATP metabolic process; proton transmembrane transport
Cellular component (GO): proton-transporting V-type ATPase, V1 domain
Molecular function (GO): ATP binding; proton-transporting ATPase activity, rotational mechanism
Source: RefSeq, a predicted model, not a curated record
AUGGCUGCUUUGUUCAGUCUUCAUGUAAGUAGUCGCAACGAGUAUCUCCAGCUGCUUCUGAGAAGUCUGCUCGCAGUUCCAAUUACUUUACAUAAUAUAAUACUCGCUGGUUACAUCAACCCAGAGAUUAUAUAUACAACACUCAUCACGUGACGGCACGUGAAGGGUCAGGGAAAGCAGACGGGAAUCAUGUCGUACAACAAAGUUAUAAGUCCUAAUCAGGCGAAUAAAGAACAUGUUUUGGCAGUUUCAAGAGAUUUUAUAUCCCAGCCUCGCCUCACUUAUAAAACUGUAUCUGGUGUCAAUGGACCACUGGUUAUACUUGACGAAGUGAAGUUUCCGAAGUUUGCUGAAAUAGUGCAGUUGAAACUAGCAGAUGGGACCAUCAGGUCAGGGCAGGUUUUGGAAGUCAGUGGAUCCAAAGCUGUUGUGCAGGUCUUUGAAGGCACAUCGGGUAUAGAUGCCAAAAAUACACUAUGUGAAUUCACAGGAGAUAUUCUGCGCACACCAGUAUCGGAAGAUAUGUUGGGAAGAGUAUUCAAUGGGAGUGGGAAACCCAUUGAUAAAGGACCACCUAUUCUGGCUGAGGAUUACCUUGAUAUUCAGGGUCAGCCUAUUAAUCCAUGGUCCCGUAUAUACCCUGAAGAAAUGAUCCAGACAGGAAUAUCUGCCAUUGAUGUGAUGAAUUCCAUUGCCCGUGGGCAAAAGAUCCCAAUCUUCUCUGCUGCUGGCUUGCCACACAAUGAAAUUGCUGCUCAGAUCUGUCGUCAAGCUGGGCUUGUUAAGCUCCCAGGGAAGUCAGUCCUGGACGAUCAUGAGGACAACUUUGCUAUUGUAUUUGCAGCUAUGGGUGUUAACAUGGAGACAGCUCGUUUCUUCAAACAAGACUUCGAGGAAAAUGGUUCUAUGGAAAAUGUGUGUCUGUUCUUGAACUUGGCCAAUGAUCCAACAAUUGAACGUAUCAUCACACCCCGGCUUGCAUUGACAGCUGCUGAAUUUCUAGCAUAUCAGUGUGAGAAACACGUAUUGGUUAUUCUCACUGAUAUGAGUUCAUAUGCUGAGGCUUUGCGAGAGGUUUCAGCUGCUAGGGAGGAAGUACCGGGGCGAAGAGGUUUCCCUGGUUACAUGUACACUGAUCUUGCCACCAUAUACGAAAGAGCUGGGAGAGUGGAAGGUCGAAGUGGUUCCAUUACACAGAUACCCAUUCUAACUAUGCCUAAUGAUGAUAUUACACAUCCUAUCCCAGAUCUGACAGGAUACAUCACAGAAGGGCAAAUAUAUGUAGAUCGUCAGUUGCACAACAGACAAAUAUAUCCUCCAGUCAAUGUGUUGCCAUCACUCAGUCGUCUCAUGAAGUCGGCUAUUGGCGAAAACAUGACUCGCAAGGACCAUGCUGAUGUAUCGAACCAACUGUAUGCCUGUUAUGCAAUUGGGAAAGAUGUGCAAGCGAUGAAGGCUGUUGUUGGUGAGGAAGCUCUUACCCCUGAUGACCUUCUGUACCUUGAAUUCCUCACAAAAUUUGAGAAAAAUUUCAUAUCUCAAGGUAACUAUGAAAAUCGUACUGUAUUUGAGUCAUUGGAUAUUGGUUGGCAACUGCUACGAAUUUUCCCGAAGGAGAUGUUGAAGAGGAUCCCAGCAGCAAUACUUGCGGAAUUCUAUCCACGUGAUUCACGACACCCACAAACUAAAUAGAUAUAAGGUGUGGAAUUCAUCUUGUCAUCACUGUUUUAAAAUAUCUUAGGGUGGUUGUGUAGAGGGAGUAGGGAACAUUGAACUUUGCUGUAAGACGGAACUUUGGUCCACUAAUUUCAUUUGUAAGUGGCCAGGAGUAAAGAUCAUUCUGUACAAUGAGAUGUCAAGAAUAGAAAUGCCAGUUACAUUUUUCCUUAAAAAUGUAGUAAGUCUCAGCAUUGUUGUGUGCAUUUGGAAAAAUGUGAUAUUUUAUUGCAUUGUUGUUUAUAGCUAUUAAUUACUCGUGCUGAAAAAUUGACAAUACUAUACUCCUUCAGAUCCUUGGGAUGUUAGUACCUGCCAUCAUAGUUUGAUGGAUGAGUUUCCAUUGCCUUGUUUGAUCUCCAUCAUAAAUCUUCAUGUUAAGCAUUCCAUUGCAUUUACAUGUGGCUUACUGAACAAAUGUAUAUAAAUGUUAAUAUGUAAUAAACAUCAGUAUUUAUAUGUUGUAAAAAUGGUAAAAGAUACUGAGUUUUUUUAGAGUGAUUGUAUUUAUAUGCCCAAAAUCUACAGACAAGGGAACAUUGUACAAUGAAAGAAAUGAUUAUACCUACACAGUAUUUUUUUUGUGUUCACUGUGGGUGGAUGGUUUGCCCUGUUCAGAAUUUGAUUAAUAAAAAUAUUUUAUUUGUACAUAUUGUGAUGUCAAUAAAUAAGAUAAACAUGA